AUGCCCCCGUUGGUCAUAAACGCACAGGAGCAGCGGCAGACGACAGACACUCCCUCCACUGGGGCCAUAAUCGGAGGAAUCCUGGGGACCCUGGCCGUCAUCGCGAUCACUGUGGGGGUCGUCCACUACGUCCGCAAACACCACCACGACGACGGGCCGCCCAAACACAAGCCGCCUCCCCCUGUGAAGACAGGAAGCUCCACGGAGAUGCUGAAUAAACCGUCGGAGCCUCCCUCAGUCACAGAGACGUGUCCUCUCGGUCCUGGAGAAGUUUACUACGAGACUUCAGGCAAAGAGCCCGUCACGAAUCUGGACGACGACGGCAGCGGUGACGCCCUGAACGGCGGCGCCAAGUACGACAACAUGAACGACGAUCUCCACGACUACGACCCGACCAAUCACGGCGCAGGAACCGUCCACAUCGCUCGCGGGGAGAGCUUUGUGUCUCCGGCCAUGUACGUGUGA
Knipowitschia caucasica is the source of this 465-nucleotide messenger RNA. The record is from the annotation of a GenBank genome assembly. Lineage: Eukaryota; Metazoa; Chordata; Actinopteri; Gobiiformes; Gobiidae.